This is a messenger RNA of Trichosurus vulpecula (common brushtail), 1811 nucleotides long. Its product is annotated as epidermal growth factor receptor substrate 15-like 1. Gene Ontology annotation, molecular function: calcium ion binding; cadherin binding. Lineage: Eukaryota; Metazoa; Chordata; Mammalia; Diprotodontia; Phalangeridae. Gene Ontology annotation, biological process: endocytosis; endosomal transport. Gene Ontology annotation, cellular component: cytoplasm; plasma membrane; clathrin coat of coated pit. The record is from RefSeq and is a predicted model, not a curated record.
GCCGGAGCGGGGCGAAGAUGGCGGCUCCGCUCAUUCCACUCUCCCAGCAGUUUACGACUGGAAAUCCAUUAUAUGAGUCAUAUUACAAACAGGUAGAUCCAACGUACACAGGGAGAGUUGGGGCUGGUGAAGCUGCACUUUUUCUGAAAAAGUCAGGUCUCUCCGACAUUGUUCUUGGAAAGAUUUGGGAUCUGGCAGAUCCAGAGGUUAAGGGCUUCUUGGACAAACAGGGUUUCUAUGUUGCCCUGAGACUAAUAGCAUGUGCACAAAAUGGCCAUGAAGUUAACUUGAGCAGCCUAAACUUGAAUCUUCCUCCUCCAAAAUUUCAUGACACUAGCAGUCCUUUAUUGGUUACACCUCCUUUGGCAGAGUCCCACUGGGCUGUCAGGGUGGAAGAGAAAGCAAAAUUUGAUGGAAUUUUUGAAAGCCUUUUACCUAUAAAUGGUUUGCUUUCUGGAGACAAAGUAAAACCAGUUCUGAUGAACUCCAAGCUACCUCUCGAUAUCCUGGGCAGGGUCUGGGAUCUCAGUGAUAUUGACAAAGAUGGACAUUUGGACAAAGAUGAAUUUGCUGUGGCGAUGUACCUAGUAUAUCAAGCCCUUGAGAAAGAACCAGUUCCCUCUGUACUUCCACCGUCACUUAUACCACCCUCCAAAAGAAAAAACGUUUUUCCUGGUGCUGUACCUGUUCUUCCUGCAAGUCCCCCACCCAAAGAUAGCCUGCGUUCAACUCCCUCCCAUGGCAGUGUGAAUAGUCUGAACAGCACAGGAAGCUUAUCUCCCAAACAUGGCAUAAAACAAACCCAGCCAACAGUGAAUUGGGUGGUACCAUUGUCUGAUAAAGUGAGAUUUGAUGAGAUUUUCUUGAAAACUGACUUGGACAUGGAUGGUUAUGUGAGUGGCCAGGAAGUGAAAGAAAUAUUUAUUCACUCGGGCCUUACUCAGAGUCUCUUAGCACACAUAUGGGCCCUGGCCGAUACAAGGCAGACGGGAAAGCUAAGCAAGGAGCAGUUUGCAUUAGCCAUGUAUUUCAUUCAGCAAAAGGUUCAUAAAGGAAUCGAUCCUCCUCAGGCUUUGUCCCCUGACAUGAUCGCUCCCUCAGAAAGAAGCACUCCUCUUCAGGAUAGUUCAAGCACUCUUGGAUCAGGGGAGUUCACAGGAGUAAAAGAGCUUGAUGAUAUCAGUCAGGAGAUUGCUCAGCUGCAAAGAGAGAAAUAUUCCUUGGAACAAGACAUUCGAGAAAAGGAAGAAGCCAUUAGACAUGAAGUGCAGGAGUUGCAGAAUGAUUUAGACAGAGAAACAAGUAAUUUGCAAGAAUUAGAAGCCCAGAAACAAGAUGCUCAAGAUCGCCUUGAUGAAAUGGACCAGCAGAAAGCUAAACUUAAAGAUAUGCUAAAUGAUGUAAGGCAAAAAUGCCAGGAAGAAACACAGAUGAUUUCAUCAUUGAAAACUCAGAUUCAGUCUCAGGAAUUGGAUUUAAAAUCGCAGGAGGAUGACCUGAAUAGGGCCAAAACGGAAUUGAACCGAUUGCAACAAGAAGAAACCCAACUAGAACAGAGCAUCCAAGCAGGGAAAGUUCAACUGGAAACAAUAAUUAAAUCUUUGAAAUCAACACAAGAAGAAAUUAAUCAGGCAAGAAGUAAGCUUUCCCAACUGCAAGAGUGUCACCAGUAAGCCAACAAAAGUAUUGAACAGUAUAACGAAGCACUGAAUGGGAUUCCUGGUGACAGCAUGACGAACUUAGCUGACCUCAGUGAAGGAGCCGCACAGAAAGAAAAAGGUAGUUUUGGAGCUAUGGUAAAGGUUGAAUAA